UGUCAGAAAAUUUUGUGAACAAUUUUCCGCAAAUUUAAGGGCUUGCGACGGGCACCAACACGGGAUUCCGUAAGCCGCUGUCGGAUUGCGUUGGAACGAAAAGUGCCUCAUUGCCGUUUGUGGUGCGUCCAGUCCAGUGAGAGCGACCGUCAUGUCUUCGCACGAUGUGGUGGCUCUAAACUUUCACGAAUCGUGCCUCCGGAUGUCGGAUAUCGAUCUUCUGAAGGGACCGUACUGGCUAAACGACCAGCUCAUUUCGUUCUACUUCGAGUACCUAGAGAAGCGGGUGUUUGAAAACGAGUCCGACCUGCUGUUCGUCAGCCCGGAGGUUACGCAGUGCAUCCGGAUGGUGUCGCAGGAGGAGGUGUCCAUCUUCCUGGGCCCCCUGCGAGCGGCCGAGCGAGCGUUUGUGUUUUUUGCCCUUAACGACAACGACCGGGCUGACCGGGCCGGCGGAACCCACUGGAGUCUGCUGGUGUUUUCGCGCCCCGAACAAACCUUCUACCACUUCGAUUCGUCGCGCAACGCCAACGGAGAGUAUGCGCGCGGCUUGGUGGCGAUUCUGAAGCGUGCCCUCUGCUGUCCAGAAGCGGCCAUGCGCACGGGGGAUUGCCUGCAGCAGAGCAACGGGUACGAUUGCGGCAUACACGUGCUGUGCACGGCGGACGCCGUUACGAGACAGAUUCGCAAAAGUGGAUCCAUCGCGGGCGUCCGCAGUGCCCGGUACGAUGUGAUACGCGCCAAGCGGGAGGAACUGUUGGCCACCAUCACCGAGCUUGGCGGACGAACUCACUAGCGGCGCAGAUCUCUCUUAGCGUGCCUCGGAACACUAAACAAAUCUCCAAAAUUCUUAGAUAGACCCUCCUCCCCGGUGGUUCCUCGCUUUAUUGUACUUCCAAUCGGAUUAUAAAUGGUUCGGUGUGUAUCCCGUGUGUAUAAAAUAUCUUAGUGUAUUUUAGUAAAAAAGAAACGAGAAAAAUACAUCUACCUACAUGUUCUUGUUCGUUUUAAUUGGAAC
Anopheles cruzii is the source of this 1018-nucleotide messenger RNA. It is a transcript of the gene Den1, whose product is annotated as sentrin-specific protease 8. Bases 152 to 796 code for a protein of 214 amino acids. The record is from RefSeq and is a predicted model, not a curated record. NCBI's taxonomy places the organism in Eukaryota, Metazoa, Arthropoda, Insecta, Diptera, Culicidae. The transcript has a single exon. Gene Ontology annotation, molecular function: cysteine-type peptidase activity; deNEDDylase activity. Gene Ontology annotation, biological process: proteolysis.